GCAGGACGCAUUAGUUUGCGCCGUGCGCCGUCCAGUACGGAUUUCUUUGCGCUCCUUUAACAGUUUAUAUUGAGUUCAUAUGGAACAAACAGUGUAGUGAUUUAUUGUAAUGUUCACGUUAUGCGCUCAGUACCAUAGCUGUUGUGCCGCUUGAUAUACAUUUAAUACGAGUCUAUUUUGUAGUCUUUUUAAAUGACCAUGGCAAACGCGAAGGUUUGGCUGCUGCUUCUGUUGCGCUUGGCGCUCGUCUCCAUGGGAAGAGGGGAUUGUCCAUUACCUCAACUGACCAGCAGUGUUCUGCUGUCUGAGAGAUCCAUACUGCAAAACAACUUUCCAAACAAUUCUGAAGCUUUUCUGGAGUGUCCCAAUGGAUUUCAGAUAGAGUCAGGGUCGACUUCAAUCUUCUGCCGUGACAGGGAGUGGAGCGCUGUGGAAUUAAAAUGCAAAAAGAUAGACUGUGGAGAACCCAAGCCUUCACCUCAUAUGACCUACAUUCUCACAGAUGGAACGUUGUUUGGUGCUUAUACGAAACCCGUAUGUGAGAGAGGAUACUACCUGGAAGGGUUGAGCUACAGACAGUGUCUUGUAAGGGGCUGGAGUGGAAAAUCUAAGUGUUCAUUGAUGACUUGCCUAAAGCCUGCUGAAAUUGCACAUGGCAAAAUAGUGACGCAGUUGGAAAAAGAGGAUAUAGUCGUGGACGAUAUCAUUGAAUAUUCCUGUAAUGCCAGCUAUGCACUUCAUGGAAACAGGUUCAUCACAUGCAAUGAGGAUGGGAACUACAAUUUACCACCACCAACAUGCAAAAGCACCGAAUGUCAAGUUCCAGAAGUUAAGUCUGGCAUCCAGACUGAAGGAAAUCCCCCUUACUCCAAUAAAAGUGAAGCCAGAUUUAAAUGUGAGCGGGGUUACACAAUGAAAGGUUCAGACACGGCGGUGUGUGUGGAGGGUGAAUGGUCUCCCAUUCCUGAAUGUGUUCAAGAGAAAUCAAAUGCAGCAGAUACCACCACAAAACAGACAACAGCCGGCGUUACCACAAACACAAAAACACCCACAACCAACACCAUUUUAAACGAAAAAAAAGAGGAACACCUCAGUGUUUAUUCACUAAUUGUUGUCAUCGUGGUGGGGUGUCUGUGUUUGACUGUGUUUGUCAUUAUUCUGAUGUUUGUGGUGUUAAUUUGUUGUCAUAAACAAAGAGGUUCAUACAAUACUGGUGAAGGACAGUGGAGAAAAGAAGAAGAAUUAUUACCAUUUCAAAAGCCAAGGGCAAACAAUCGGACCGUUCCUCUGGCCUAGUGUGCACUUUGUGGAUACAGUAUUAACUUCCCAGCUGCAAUAUUUAUAUUCUUAAUGUUGUACUUUUUUUAUUUAAAAAAAUAUGGUAUUUUCUACGCUUUACAAUGUAUUCCAGACAGGAAAAAAUGCACAGAUUAUAUUUUUGUAUAUUUGAUUAAAGUUUGUUUUUACAUUUUA
Messenger RNA from Triplophysa dalaica, 1473 nucleotides. Its product is annotated as complement factor H. The coding region runs from base 193 to 1296 and encodes 367 amino acids. NCBI's taxonomy places the organism in Eukaryota, Metazoa, Chordata, Actinopteri, Cypriniformes, Nemacheilidae. The transcript is spliced from 12 exons. The record is from RefSeq and is a predicted model, not a curated record.